AUGAAUGGAAAUAUUGAUGAGUUUAUAGUGGCAUGCAUAAUGAAUGAUUAUAAAAGGGACGAUCCUUAUAUUCUAAGACACAAUUAAAAUGGCGAGCCACCCGACCCGUCCUUCUCCUGUACCCUCAGGGAUUACGGGACUAAGAAGUAAACGGGGCCUGGGUAUUGUGUCCAGGGUGGUUUUUUUUACCUUGGUCGGACACCACGACAAGGUUUUUUACCUCUCUAAAGGCAAGAAGACCAGAGCCGAUGUAUCAGGAGUCAAACUUCAGGAUCAGAAGGGAAGUGAGGAAGAUCUUUAUGUGGGGAGCUUCGGGGACCUGAAGGAGACUCCGGGAGGCUACUUUUCUCCCUCCCCCGGAAAGGACGGCACCGGGCCACUAGACCCCUGAUCAAGGAGUACCUGGGUGAGCCUCCCUGUUAUCUGGCGACGUCACCAUUUUUUGGUGACGUCGACAGAAAAAUGGAGUGAGCUACAGAGCCAGUGCUUAGAGCGCAAGCUUGAAGCUGGCAGCGCUGGGUAGAGGCUGAAAUAAACCUCUGUGACCCGCUACAGUUAAUUAAUCUAAUCUAAUCUUAUAUUCUAAGUGAUGCAGAAAGGGAAGAAAUUGAAGCCAAACAGAUGAUUUACCAAUCUCUGAUCUCUGAUAUUAAUAUUGAGAUCGGGCAAGAAGCAUCCAAAAAGGAUAGAAAACUGAGAGGAGAUGAGAACUUGUCAGAUGAUACUUUAACUUAUGGGGAAAUUGAUUUUAUUCCCUUGGCUGAAAUUAUUUUUACCAUAAAAAACAGAUAUGGAGGAUGUAGAGAGGGAAACUUUUAUGAUCUUGGCUCUGGAACUGGAAAGCCUGUAAUUGCAGCUGCACUUUUAGGAAAUUUUCUAGAGUGUAAAGGAAUUGAGCUUUUAAGUAGCCUUUAUGAAGUAUCUUUAACAGUGAAAGAAAGAUAUGAUAGGUGAGUCCAAACUCAAGAAUGUAUGCUUCCAAAUAAUUCUUAUCCAAAAGUUUCAAUGAUUUUAGACGAUAUUUUUGAGUAUGACUGGUCAGAUGCAGAUUUAAUUUUGGCAAACUCUACUUGCUAUGAUGAGAAUAUGAUUGAAAAAAUUGGAAAAAUUGAAGUAAGUCCUGGGACUUUUUCAAUUUCUUUAUCAAACUCAUUGCCUGUAUCAAGCUGGAGAAUUGUUGAGAGCGUAAGAAAAAGGAUGAGCUGAGGCAUAGCAACGGUCUAUAUUCAGCAGAAAAUAGAUUUAGAAGAAGAAAGGUUGAAAAUCUUGGAAUUUGGGAAGGCAUUAGACUCUGAGUAA
This is a messenger RNA of Blepharisma stoltei, 1299 nucleotides long. Lineage: Eukaryota; Ciliophora; Heterotrichea; Heterotrichida; Blepharismidae. The record is from the annotation of a GenBank genome assembly.